This is a messenger RNA of Xiphias gladius (swordfish), 985 nucleotides long. Its product is annotated as LIM and senescent cell antigen-like-containing domain protein 1. Lineage: Eukaryota; Metazoa; Chordata; Actinopteri; Istiophoriformes; Xiphiidae. The annotation marks the transcript as partial. The record is from RefSeq and is a predicted model, not a curated record. The transcript is spliced from 4 exons. Gene Ontology annotation, biological process: cell-cell junction organization; cell-cell adhesion; positive regulation of integrin-mediated signaling pathway. Gene Ontology annotation, cellular component: focal adhesion; cell-cell junction; cytoplasm.
GAGUUUCCCCCGCUUUCCCCCCGUAACAUUUGUUUUUGUUUGCAGCAUUUUGUGUGUGCCAAGUGUGAGAAACCUUUCCUCGGUCAUCGCCAUUAUGAGAGAAAGGGGUUGGCUUACUGUGAGACUCAUUAUAACCAGCUCUUCGGCGAUGUGUGCUAUCACUGCAACCGCGUGAUUGAAGGCGAUGUUGUGUCUGCUCUCAACAAGGCCUGGUGUGUCAGUUGUUUCUCAUGCUCCACCUGCAACACAAAACUCACUCUCAAAGAUAAGUUUGUUGAAAUUGACCUGAGGCCAGUGUGCAAGCACUGCUAUGAGCGCAUGCCUGAGGAGCUGAAACGCCGCCUGGCUCGACGUGAGCGUGAUGCCAAAGACCGCAAGAAAAAACCUGCUGUGUGUCUGUAGAGUAAUUAUUCUUUACAACUCACCACUCCAACGAUUGGUUGGUGCUAUCUCUGCCUUCCUCUUUUUCUGUGGUGUUGCCUGCUUACUAUUCUGAUAGUAUUGCAUGAUAUCAUUAUUUCUCAUUUAUUUUCUGAAGUAAAACCAAGACUCUGCAGUUGUUUUGUGUUAAGGUAUUUGUGCAAAACCUCUUAAGUAUACAUGUAUAUUAAACAUGAGUUUGGCUCAAUUCAUGUGCAUGAGAAUCUUAAACUUUUUUUUUGUUACUUCUUAAAGGUAUGGUCAUAAUGCUAGUAUAGUUUAAUGUGAGGAGAUGGUGACUUUAAAUUAAUUUUAAUAUGUAGUGACAAUAAUAUUUAGAUAAAAAUUAUGCAGGUGGGAUGGAAAUCUGAAAAGGUUAAUGUAAGCAAGAGACAAAUCAUUAGAUUACAUAUUUAGUAUUCACAUGGUCUGUCUUUCCUUCUUUGCAGAAAUAAGUUUGUUGAGUUUGACAUGAAGCCUGUCUGUAAAAAGUGUUAUGAGAAGUUUCCUCUGGAGCUCAAGAAAAGGCUCAAGAAGCUGGCCGAGUUCUUGGGACGCAAGUGAG